Lycium ferocissimum is the source of this 2271-nucleotide messenger RNA. Its product is annotated as protein NRT1/ PTR FAMILY 4.5-like. The record is from RefSeq and is a predicted model, not a curated record. Bases 460 to 2271 code for a protein of 603 amino acids. The transcript is spliced from 5 exons. Gene Ontology annotation, molecular function: transmembrane transporter activity. Gene Ontology annotation, cellular component: membrane. NCBI's taxonomy places the organism in Eukaryota, Viridiplantae, Streptophyta, Magnoliopsida, Solanales, Solanaceae. Gene Ontology annotation, biological process: transmembrane transport.
AAAAUCACCUUGAACUUUGGCCGAAUUUAAUUUUAUCUACACACUUCAAAUAAGUAUAUAGGGAUCACAUGUCGCCUGUGAAAUUUAGAUAUAUAGUUGAAACUCGGUCAAAUUAGUUUAAGGGUUGUUUAUAUAUUAGUACUCAUUUUCUUCUUUACCUUUGGGGUAUUUGUAAGUUAGCGUGGGAAUUAAAGAUGCUGAUCAAACACCACAAUUUCAAGCAGGACUCAUUUAAACACCUACUUUUCUCAAAGAAAAAUUUAGCACUACUCAUUAACAUAAGCAUUCAUGUUUAUUAUUUAAAGAUCGACUGUGUUAAAAAAACGAUUCAGAAGUUGAUCAAGCUGAUGUCAAUUAAUUGCACUAAAUAAGUCGUUUCCUUUUUCUUUUUGGGACAACAGGAGAACAAAAUAAAGUUUAUCAAUCUUUUCUGAAAACAAGGAGGAGUUAUAUAUUUAAAUGAUCUUCCCUUAUAUUAUGUGGUUUUUGCAGGGAUUGGAUGGAAGUGUAAAAGAGACUGCUUAUUUAUCCAUGAAGAAUCCUCGACAAGGAGGGUUUACAGCCACUUUAUUCAUAUUUGGAAUAAUGUUCCUGGAUAACAUAGGAUUUGUGGCAAAUAUGAUGAGUUUUGUUGUAUAUUUUGCAACAGUGAUGCAUUUUGACCUAGCUGGUGCAGCAACUAAUACAACAAACUUCUUGGGUACUGCUUUCUUGGUCACAAUUAUAGGAGGCUUCAUUUCAGAUGCCUACAUGACUCGUCUCAACACUACCUUACUCUUUGGCAUUAUACAAUUAUUGGGGUAUUUACUAUUGAUAAUCCAAUCCCACUCCACAAAACUUCAACCACAACCUUGUGGAGAAUCAACGUGCGUGCAUAGUGGAAAGGCAUUGUUACUAUACACUUCAGUUUACUUAACGGCAUUGGGAGCAGGUGGAAUUAGGGGCUGUAUUCCGGCAUUGGGUCCUGAUCAAUUCGACGAAAACGAUCCGAAAGAGAGCAGCAAGAACAUAUCCAGCUUCUUCAACUGGUUCUUGUUAAGCAUAACUAUGGGAGCAUCUGUUGGAGUUACUGUUGUGGUUUGGGUCAGUACAAAUGUUGGCUGGGAUAAAGGGUUCAUUAUCUCUAUGGUUUGCUGUUUUGCUGGCCUCUGUUUUGUUUCCAUGGGAAAGCCCUUUCAUAAAGUGAGAGUGCCUGGUGAAAGUCCCUUGCUUAGUGUUUUAGUUUUGGUAGCAGCAGCUCGAAAUUGGUCUGUGCAACUACCAACUGAUAAGCGUCAACUAUAUGAGAUACGUGACCCAAACGCUGUUUCUCUUAUACAAGGACACCGCCUCCCUCACACCCACCAAUUCAGAGUACUAGACAAAGCCGCGGUUCAAAUGGACGGCACUGAUAAGCAAGGAAAAUGGAGGCUUUGUCCUGUCACUCAAGUGGAAGAAGUGAAAAUCCUUACCAGGAUGAUGCCAAUCCUUCUAAGCACUAUCAUCAUGAACACAUGUUUGGCACAGCUACAGACAAUCUCAGUGCAACAAGGGACUCUAAUGGACCCUAGCCUUGGCAAGUUUGACGUACCUGCAGCUUCAAUUCCGGUUAUUCCUCCAGUAUUCAUGUCCGUCCUCAUUCCCAUCUACGAAUUCCUCUUCGUUCCUGUAAUCAGGAUGUUCACUGGCCAUCCCACUGGGAUAACGCACCUCCAGAGGGUCGGUGUAGGGCUCGUCCUCUCAGCAAUCUCCAUGGCCAUUGCAGGAGCCGUGGAAGUGAAGAGGAAGAACGAAUUCAACCACCAUAAUCAUCGCACGAGCGUCUUCUGGCUCUCCUUUCAUUAUGCAAUCUUUGGGAUAGCAGACAUGUUCACGCUUGUUGGGCUAAUGGAAUUCUUCUACAGCGAGGCUCCAGCUGGGAUGAGAUCUUUAUCAACUUCUUUCUCGUUUCUGUCGCUCUCCAUUGGAUACUACUUGAGCUCUGCUUUUGUUGAGCUCAUCAACUCAAUCACUUCAAAGCUCACUUCAAACAAGCAAGGAUGGGUUCAAGGGAGAGACAUGAACAAGAACCAUAUUGAGCUGUUCUACUGGUUCCUAGCAAUCCUCAGCUUGCUCAACUUUGGGAACUAUGUCUUCUGGGCCAAUUGGUACAAGUACAAAAAGGACAGUCCUAUCGAUGAACAAAAACUUCUCCAUCCAGCUCUGUCAGUAACCAUGAGUAUGACCUCGCAACAGGCCAUCUCUACAAGUGAAGGUGAACAGAAAACCGAAAAAACUAAAGUUCAAGCAUAA